UAUAGCAAAUUGAACUCUAUUUCAACCGCAUGUGCUCUUUCAGCUGAGUGUGGUUCCGUGCUUGUCGCGGUCAGUCGGUGCCGGAUUAAUUCCUCGUGUUGUUAUGGCUCUCGGUAGUGAAGUGAAUGAUGAAAAUACUACGAAACAAUCUACCCAAAAAGUGAAAAAAUGUCCAGUGACCAGUAGUAUUAGCGAAAAAAGUGGUGGCGAGAAUGUUAACAAAGCUGCUAAAACCGAGAAGGCGAAUAAGACAAAGAAAGAAAUGAACACAAAUGUAAAAGCAGUAGUAUGUAGUAAUGGUCACGGUAGUACACCAAAUGGCCGUGCGGACGACGAAGGCGGUGGUGGCAACGGCACGUUACCGCGUGUCUCCUACGCAGCCGCUGCACGUAAGGCACCCUCGCCGCAGACUAAUAACUCACCCCCGCAAUUUCCGCAAAACACAGAUUGUCCUAAAUCAAAGACCAGUAGUGAAAAACCAUUGCAAUCUAAAUCCGGCAAUUCCACUACCCAAUUAAAUGGAGAAAGAUCGUUAUCGAGUGAUGACGAUAAUAAUAAAGAUAAAACGAGUACCAAAGAACCAAUUAUAAACGGAACUGAAAAUGUAAAUGUUGUCAAUGGUGACCCAAAAAAUAUUUCAGAUUGUGAUAUUAGUAGUAGUGAUAAUACUAAAAUAGUUUCUAAUGGAAUUAACAGUGAUUCAGAUGAAAUUAACGAAAUCAUUUUAACUCCAGUGUUACCCAUAAAAGAUUUCGAUUCUAAGACAGCGGGUAACAAGAAAAAGGAUAAAAAAAAGAAUAAUUCUUUGGAGAAAAAUAGGGAAGUUGAUAAGAAAAUGUCUAAAGUCGAAAAUAUUUCUGAGGAUAAAAAAGGUGAUAAAAUUGUAAAGAAAUCCGAAAAUGAAACUGAUAAAUCAAAAGACGAGACAAAUACUGUUAACGGUGAAAAGGAAAGAGAAUCUUCGCCGAGUGAAGAUGGAGAUGAGAAAAAACGUGAUGCUGAAGUUGUGUUUAUACAGGACUUGGGAUUUACCGUUAAAAUUGUCAGUCCAAAAGCUGAACCAUUGGAUAUUCAGGUUUCAAGUAUGGAGCUUGUGCAAGAAAUACAUCAAGUACUUAUGGACCGUGAAGACACAUGUCACAGAACUUGUUUUUCGCUUCAAUUGGAUGGUGUAACAUUAGACAAUUUUGCUGAAUUGAAGAAUAUAGAAGGCCUCAAAGAAGGUUCAGUAAUAAAGGUAGUAGAGGAGCCAUAUACAAUGCGUGAAGCUCGGAUACACGUACGCCAUGUUCGUGAUCUUCUCAAGUCUAUAGACUACGUUGAUGCAUACGCGGGCCAAGAAUGCAGCUCCCUUGCUUUUCUAAAUGUUAUCACACAGGGUGAUAUACUAGAAAAGAAAAAGUCCCGUCCUGAAAGUGUAGACUGCACUCCCCCCGACUACAUAAUGCCUGGUAGCACAGAGCGGCCUCUAUUGUCCCUACAUCCUGGGCUCACUAAAGAAAACAAAGCUCCACAGUGCCUAAAGGUUCUUACGACGUCGGGCUGGAAUCCACCUCCAGGACCGCGUAAAAUGUGCGGCGACUUACUUUAUCUUCAUGUCGUCACACUGGAAGAUCGCCAUUUCCACAUAACGGCUUGUCCACGUGGUUUCUACCUCAAUCAAUCCACCGAAGAAGUGUUCAACCCGCGCCCGUUCAACCCGUCCUUACUCUGUCAUUCCCUAAUAGAACUACUUAGUAUUGUAUCUCCUGCGUUCAAGCGAAACUUCGCGCUCGUACAAAAGAGGCGAAUGCAGAAACAUCCGUUUGAAAGAGUCGCCACGCCAUAUCAAGUUUAUCAAUGGGCGUCGCCGAUGCUUGAUCAUACCGUGGAUGCUAUUCGAGCAGAAGACACGUUCUCCUCGAAGCUGGGCUACGAGGAGCACAUCCCGGGACAGACGCGCGACUGGAACGAGGAGCUGCAGACCACGCGCGAGCUGCCGCGAGCCAGCCUGCCCGAGCGCCUGCUGCGCGAGCGCGCUAUCUUCAAGGUGCAUAGUGACUUCGUGGCGGCGGCCACGCGCGGUGCUAUGGCCGUGGUCGACGGCAACGUGAUGGCAAUCAACCCGGGCGAGGAGCCGAAGAUGCAAAUGUUCAUUUGGAACAAUAUAUUCUUUUCGCUCGGCUUCGAUGUUCGUGAUCACUACAAAGAUCUCGGCGGCGAUGCAGCCGCUUUUGUCGCACCGCGCAACGACCUGCAAGGCGUGCGCGUGUACAGCGCCGUGGACACGGCCGGCCUGCACACGCUGGGCACCGUAGUGGUGGACUACCGCGGGUACCGCGUCACCGCGCAGUCCAUCAUCCCCGGCAUCUUGGAGAAGGAGCAGGAGCAGAGCGUCGUCUACGGCAGCAUCGACUUCGGGACCACCGUGCUCUCGCAUCCCAAGUAUAUGGAGCUGUUAAGCAAAGCCGGACAGCAGCUCAAGAUAAUGCCUCAUUCAGUUGUGAGUGCGAACGGAGAAACGGUGGAACUGUGUUCUAGUGUCGAGUGUAAAGGCAUUAUCGGCAACGAUGGCAGACACUACAUCCUGGACCUUCUGCGCACAUUUCCGCCCGAUGUUAAUUUCCUGCAAUUAGACGAUGAUGAGUUAAGGGAAGAUAUCAAAUCUAUGGGCUUCCCUAUUAUACAUAAGCACAAAUUGUGUUGCCUUAGACAGGAAUUAGUUGAUAGUUUUGUUGAGGCACGUUACUUUAUGUUCAUACGCUACGCUGCAUUCCACCUACAACAGUUAAGUGCGAAACGACAGCGCAAGACUUCAGAACAAAAAUCUAUUGAAGCUAACAAAGAAAAUAAUAAAAAAGAGGCUAAAGAGACUGAAAAGGAAACUAAGAGAGAUAAUAAAAGUCAAGAGAAGGAAACUAAGGAUAAGAAACAAAAGAAAGAGAAGCUAGACACUGCCAAACAAACCGAAGCUAAGGAAGCAGCAUCUACUGGGAAUGUGGAGGUCAAAGAGAAAGAUGAUGAAAUAUUGCUCAACGAAAACUAUUCGGAAAUCGAUACGGAUGUUGCGAAGAAAAUAGUGGAAAGUAUAACGGACUCAAUAUGUAGUGGCGACAAGCCAGAAAAUGAUUCUGGAGAGCGUUCACGGGCAGUAGUGGCAGCGGCGGCACGGGCGGUGGCCUCGCUCAAGGAGUCCGAGUUCGACGUUAGAUUUAACCCCGACGUGUACUCGGCGGGCAUCAAACACGCCGCCACACCGGAGCAGCUCGCGAAGCAGCGCCACCUGGUUAAAGAAGCGGCAGCGUUCCUGCUCACCACACAAAUCCCAGCCUUUGUGCGCGAGUGCCUGGAGCACACGUCGGCGCCCAUGGACGGCGCGGGGCUGACGGAGGCGCUGCACGCGCGCGGCGUCAACGUGCGCUACCUGGGCCGCGUGGCCUGCGCGCUGCAGCCGCACGCCAGCCUCGCCUACCUGCACUCCAUCGCCGUGGCCGAGCUGCUGCUGCGCGCCGCCAAGCACGUCUACACGCCCUAUCUGCAGGGCUGUGAAGCCAUGUGCACGGGCGCUGCAGUUGCACACUUCCUGAAUUGUUUCCUGGGAGCUUGCCCGAACCCUGCCGCUAGUGUCGCCGAAGCCCCAGCGAAGGCAGGGCCGCGGUCGAGAGGGCGCAGGGCAAAGAAAACGCAUCACACCUCACCCUCUUCCCCGCCGCCCUCGCCCGACUGGCAGAACCUCACUCCCAAAUCGUUGUUCGCACAGAUUAAACAGGAACUCAAAGCCUACUGGGGCUACGAACUCAACGCUGAAGGCAUGGAUGCUGUGAUUGAAAAACACUCCCUUCAAAAAAUAUCCCUGUUGAGAUCAUUUGCAUUGAAGGUCGGUUUACAAGUACUGUUGCGAGAGUACGAUUUUGAAAGUAAAAAUAAAACAACAUUCUCGGGAUCAGAUAUUAUGAAUAUUUUCCCUGUCGUCAAACAUAUCAAUCCAAGGGCAUCUGAUGCAUACAAUUUUUACACGACGGGUCAAAAUAAAAUCCAAGCUGGCGCAGUAUCCGAGGGCCACGAGUUGAUAGCGGAGGCUCUCAAUCUUCUGAACAAUGUGUACGGCGCAAUGCACGGAGAAAUCGCUCAGUGUCUCCGCAUGGUGGCCCGUCUGUGCUAUGUCACAGGCGAGCACAGGGACGCCAUGGCGUAUCAGCAGAAAGCUGUUCUCAUGUCCGAGAGGGUCAAUGGGAUUGAUCAUCCCUACACUAUUACGGAAUAUUCUCAUUUGGCGCUGUACUGCUUCGCUAACGGACAAGUUAGCACUGCCCUGAAACUGCUGUAUCGUGCUCGCUACCUCGCUCUCCUAGUCUGUGGUGAAAAUCAUCCAGAGAUGGCUUUAUUGGAUAGCAACAUCGCGCUGAUCCUGCACGCGGUGGGCGAGUACGAGCUGUCGCUGCGCUUCGCGGAGCGCGGGCUGCGCGUGACGGGCGCCACGCACGGCGCGCGCUCGCUCAAGGCGGCCGUGGCGCGCCACCUGCUGGCGCGCACGCUGUCCUGCCUCGGGGACUUCCGCGCCGCGCUGCAGCACGAGAAGGAGACCUACUCCAUCUACAAGCAGCUGCUAGGCGAGAAACAUGAAAAGACCCGUGAGUCGUCGGAGUGUCUGCGCCACCUGACACAGCAAGCGGUGGUGCUGCAGAAGCGGCUGGCGGAGGCCUACGCGCGCGGACAUCACCACCCUGCGCCGCUGCACAUCCAGCCGCCGGCCAUGGCCUCCGUCAUCGACAUGCUCAACCUCAUCAAUGGCAUCCUAUUCGUGCAGAUAAGCCCUCAAGACAUAGAGCAGUUCAAAGCGGAGAUAGAAAAAAGACAGUUGAAAGACUUGCCGAUACCGGGCUUGGCCGAGGCAAGUGUGAAGGAGAAGAGCGAGAGCGACGAGCAAGGGGCCGUACUCAAGGACCUGAAAGACACGUUGAACGGCGCCGAGAGUUGAAACUAGAGAGCUCCCUCUCGCCCCAUGUUCUUACUUUACUUUUACGGUCGCUCUACACUUUGUGCGUGAAUCACGGCGCGACACUCAGCUCCUCGCUCGCUAUGAUUCGCGGUACUAUUACAGUAAGGUUCGUGCGUUUGACGUCGAAGUAGUUAUUAUUAUUAAAUGCUUAAAGGUUUUUACCUUAUAUAACCCUAUCCUAUAAGACGGUUUGGAGAAAAUGAAAAGACGAGAUGUUACUGUAAUACACUUAACUACGCGCGAGUAGUCUAUUUACCUUUCCAAAUCUUGGUCGUUAUGUCGCCGGACAUAUGUUGGAAAAUAACGUGCCAAGGAGGCGCGAAGUUUCGCAAGUGAUUCACGAACCAAGUGUAGAGCGGGAUUUACGAUUAUCGAUCGAUCAUGUUUUAUUGUUCCUUAAUGUCGAGGUAUGCCGUAGUGAAUAGUGUGCUAAGGUUUGAUGUAGAUUUUUUUUAUUAGUCUAAUUUUGAGAAUAUCGUUUCGAUCAAAUAUGUAUGAUUAAGUUUUAUUUUAUAAAUCGCAGAGUGCAAUAAUUUCGUGCAUGUGCAAUCGUUUGAAUGUUUUGUUCGAAUCGCGCAGAUUGGUCUGUUUCGGUCCACGCAGUUACACGGACACCCAGAGUAGUGCAAUUUCUUGUAGUGAUAAUAGCAAUAAGUUUUGGUUGUGAGUCCGAGACGAGCGCGUCGCUGAAAAUUUAAACUGGUGCUACUGCCAUCUUGUCCCUUUCGUUGAUGAUUACAUUGAAUUGUUGUUACCGAGUAUUAUUCAUUUUUAUUGCGGGAUUAUUAUGUUGAAAUACCCAAUAGUUUAUAAAUUCGUUUAUAUUGUCAUUGAAAUGUAACACGAUGGAUGGACCAGUCACUUUUUAUCGAUUUAUUAAUUUUAUAACUCAUUAAUUUGUUACAACGAGCAAGGAGCUUGAAUAUAAGUCACUGAAAAAAACUGCCUUAACAACUUUUAUUCUUGUCUCUCAAAUUAGUGUUUUAGUGCCAUAUAUGUAGUAAAGUUAGGUUGUUUGUUAUGUUUCUGUUAGUCUGUGAUACACACUGUUUAUCUUUGAGAUACUUGCUUGGUCGUUCCAAUUUUGCUAAUUAAUAAAAAUAAUAUAUUAAAAAUCUUAUUAAUUAAACUUUGAAUAUGAACUUAUUUGUGACAAUAACACAAAAAUCAUGUAAAAAAUAAUGUAUAUGUGUCCAGUAAAUGUUGUAUGAUGGCAAAAUUUGUAAUUAUUAUGAAAUCUGAAAAUCAUGAUUUAAAAACACUAUGGCAGGUGUCAUAUUUGCACUAUAUUGAUUUUAAAGAAUUUCAAAAACUAAUUAUGCGCCUUUUUGGACUUCAAAUGUAGACUCAACACAUUAACAGACAAGCACAAAUUGUAUGUAAUAAUCACCGAUAUUCCUUAUUUUAAAUAAAUAUGUGUUUAAAACGUGCAUAUGUUUUUAUUUUGGUGUAAUGAGAAGAGAAAUAUGCGUAAUUUUCUUAUUUGAUUUUGUUUUAUGAAAACCACUUUCUGGGUGUCCUUUUUUAUACAUUUUAUCUAAAGCAAAAUUGAAUGCAAUCGAAUUAAAGCAGUCUGUUAAUGAUUUGGGUUCCAUGAGUUCUAAUUAGAAUAGAAUAAAUAAUUGCGUAGGUGUUAUAGCAAUCCGGUAUCUUGUUGUUCGCUAACUUUAAUUAUAUCCGUGUGUACGUAAAGUCGGACAUCAUUAUUCCUAAUGUUAUGAUUAAAUUUUAAGGAAAUUGUACGAUGGUGUUCACGCCUAAACGUACAAUAUUGAUGUUAUUGUUACAUUUCUCUAACAAUAUAACGAUCAUGUAAAUACGGCGCUGUUCGUAGUGUACUAAUAUAAUUCGAUUUUAAAUAA
Nymphalis io (European peacock) is the source of this 6840-nucleotide messenger RNA. RefSeq names its product clustered mitochondria protein homolog (gene clu). Gene Ontology annotation, biological process: intracellular distribution of mitochondria. Lineage: Eukaryota; Metazoa; Arthropoda; Insecta; Lepidoptera; Nymphalidae. Gene Ontology annotation, molecular function: mRNA binding; protein binding. Gene Ontology annotation, cellular component: cytoplasm. Bases 104 to 4957 code for a protein of 1617 amino acids. The transcript has 24 exons. The record is from RefSeq and is a predicted model, not a curated record.